This is a messenger RNA of Lactuca virosa, 524 nucleotides long. NCBI's taxonomy places the organism in Eukaryota, Viridiplantae, Streptophyta, Magnoliopsida, Asterales, Asteraceae. The record is from the annotation of a GenBank genome assembly.
AUGCAAUAUGUUAGUUCUUCAUUGGAAACUUUGAAUUUGAGCCCUAAUUUACAUUUGUCGAUAAUCGAGAUAGGAUUUACAGUAAAACUACUACAAAUGGAAUUGGCAGACAGGGCGGUUGGGUUCAUUUUAGCAAGCAUCAGUGUGACUGUUUUCACGUAUUACUCCUUUUGGGUGAUUGUAUUGCCUUUUGUAGACUCGGACCACUUUGUACACAGUUACUUCUUACCCCAAGAAUAUGCAAUCCUGCUACCUGUGUAUGCUGGUGUCUCUCUCAUUUGCUUCUUAUCUGUCUUUAUUGGAUAUGUCAUGCUUAAAUCCAACUCCAAGAAGAAGAAAGCCUAGGUUAAGUUUUGCUCUCUCCAGGUGUUUUAUGGAUCUAGUCUUAUUGUUCUAGUUUUUAUCAUCUUUUAUAUUUGCAGAGGAAAUAUGACAUGUUUAGAAAAAAUAUAAAUAUAUGUGUGAUCUCUCUAAAUACUAAAUGUAAUUUCUAUCCAUUUUUUUAGACGGGGUAUUCACUUGCC